UUUCCAUAUCAGCAUUGUGUCGAUACUUAAAAGUUUCCCGAGUGUGAAAACAAUUUUGAAAUUUAACGUCAGUCCAUCUCGGACAUUGUUCUCAUAAACACGUCGAUGAUGCUGCUCUCUACAGGCUUAUGCCUAUUGCUGCUUCAGUCAGUUUUGGCGGAGCACUCAAGUACAUUCAAGUGGCCGUACAAUACCAGCCUCUUAAAAGUUAUUGGAGGACGACAUGUCCAGUACAGAGAACUUCCCUUCAUGCUGAGUCUGGAAAUGGAAGAUUAUGGCCACUUCUGUGGCGCGUCAGCAAUCGGAGAGUACUGGGGGUUAACUGCGGCUCACUGUGCUAUGAGCAGCGACAUGCAUGUAAUAGUCCGCGCGGGCUCCCUCACAGCCCAAAGAGGCGGCACCGUGCAUCACGUGGAAAGAUUCAUCACGCACAACAACUUCAACAUGAGGUUCAACUUUGAGAACGACAUUGCUCUCAUAAAGCUGAAGGAGCCGUUCUCCAUCAACCGCUACGUGCAGCACAUAUCACUGGCGAUGCAGGCAGAACCCGUGCACGAAGGGGAACGGUUCAACGUGUCCGGAUGGGGCUUCACCGUACCAGGGGACUUCGAGUCGUCCAGCUCGGAGCUGAAGGAGGCGGAGGUGGUGGUCCUGGAACCCAAGGAGUGCCAGAAGAACCCGAACGUGGGUGGCCAGAUCCUCAUCACGGAGAACAUGAUCUGUGCCCAGCAGAAGGAACACUCGGCGUACAAGGGAGACUCCGGGGGCCCGCUCUUCCGCGAGUUGGGGGACGGCCGCUGGAAGCAGGUGGGCAUCGUCUCCUGGGGCGACUCCUCUGGAAUGCAGGCUCACCCCGCCGUCUUCACCAGGGUCUCCUCCUACCGCCUCUGGAUAUUCCUCAAGACCGGGAUAUAAGGGAGCAGCGUCCAGCGACAUGGCUCGUCCGACGCCACACGCACCAAGCGAAUCCCAGCCAAUCUGAAAAAAAAUUUUUUUUAACAGGAUUUGGAACAAGUAUGCUAUUGCAGGGGUGCACAUACCGGUAGGGAGGUCCAUAUGAAGCUUCCCUUCCGGGAUUUAAACAAUAAAAAAAAAAGCAGAAGACAUAAAAAGAAAAUAACUUAGCUACAUAGGUUUACAGAGAUAUUAUUGCAAUCCUUAGUAAGCUACAAUAAUGUAUUUCCUGUUCCUUACAGUCAGACAGGCCUCAUGCACAGAAGCAUCGAGAAUUUUGUGCCCAUGUAGUCUUUAGUUAAUGAAGAUUUGUGUUUAUGGUAAUGUAGGCAUGUACUUAUGAAAAAAAAAAAAUUGAAAACCAUAAAAAUAAAAACCUACACAUAAAA
Messenger RNA from Bacillus rossius redtenbacheri, 1343 nucleotides. RefSeq names its product mite allergen Der p 3-like. Bases 106 to 915 code for a protein of 269 amino acids. The transcript has 7 exons. NCBI's taxonomy places the organism in Eukaryota, Metazoa, Arthropoda, Insecta, Phasmatodea, Bacillidae. The record is from RefSeq and is a predicted model, not a curated record. Gene Ontology annotation, molecular function: serine-type endopeptidase activity. Gene Ontology annotation, biological process: proteolysis.